Molecule: messenger RNA, 1123 nt
Organism: Etheostoma cragini (Arkansas darter)
Lineage: Eukaryota; Metazoa; Chordata; Actinopteri; Perciformes; Percidae
Product: cytochrome c
Exons: 3
Coding region: 154-468 (104 amino acids)
Biological process (GO): mitochondrial electron transport, ubiquinol to cytochrome c; mitochondrial electron transport, cytochrome c to oxygen
Cellular component (GO): mitochondrial intermembrane space
Molecular function (GO): electron transfer activity; heme binding
Source: RefSeq, a predicted model, not a curated record
UACGUCAGGAUUUCGCCCGCGCACGUGAUUGAGUGAUGACGUCAAAAGCCGGUGCCUCUAAAUGGAAGUGACCUUCUUUGCGACCGCCAGAUAUCGCUCAGCGACCGAGAGAAGCAUCUUCUAAUCCCGCGUAUUUUUAACCAAAAGCUGACUAUGGGUGAUAUUGCCAAAGGAAAGAAGGCUUUCGUCCAGAAGUGUGCCCAGUGCCACACAGUAGAGCAGGGGGGGAAACAUAAGGUAGGCCCCAACCUCUGGGGUCUGUUCGGACGCAAGACUGGGCAGGCAGAGGGCUACUCGUACACUGACGCCAACAAGAGUAAAGGUAUUGUGUGGGGUGAGGACACCUUGAUGGAGUACCUGGAGAACCCCAAGAAGUACAUACCUGGAACCAAAAUGAUCUUCGCUGGCAUCAAAAAGAAGGGCGAGCGCCAGGACCUCAUCGCGUACCUUAAAUCGUCAACAUCAUGAACCAGUCGCUCACGUUAGAAUAUUUAAUGUCAUCUUAUUGCAUUUUCUGUUGUAUUUUUAGGCUCUCACAUAAUGUUUUAUGUUUAGUCAUUUGCAAUUAAGGUUAAUUUAUGCCGUCUAAGUUUAGGAAAGUGGCGCCUCCUGUGAGUUCACAGCUCGUUUCACAGCUCGUUUCACUUCCUCUUUAAGGUCUGAGUGCAAGCAGUUGUUCAAAUGGCAAAGCAUAAAACUACUGUGUUUUGUUUUUCUUUACUCUGACUCUAACGAGGAGAAAAUAACUAAUCCCAUUUUCUAUUUUCUCAUUGUGUUUUCCCAUGGCAACAUGUGUCUGGUACGUUCUGCUAGCAGAGUCAUCCGCCAUCAACCUCAUUUUUAAACCUAUUACAAAAAAAGAAAAAAGUAACCUAAGAAUGAGCAACAUCAGAGUGAAACUGGGUGGAAAUCUUUUGGAUUUUUGGCUAACUGGUGCUGACUCGUAUCUAUUCCCAAGCUUUCAUGCCAACUGGAGUUUCCAACCCGACCUUGGAGUAGUUGAAGGUUAUGAUAUUCGACACUCUUAUCUGUUGUUGUAUAUUGAAGGGCAGAAACUACCACUUGCCAUGAAUGCUCUUUUAAAUUCAACAGCCUGAAUAUUUUAGUCUACCAAAACUUUUGG